AUGCCGUUUCCACCUGUUGAGGAAGCCCCGCGCUCCAUGACGCGCCGCCACUACCUUGUGGAGCGCAACCGCCUCCGCGUCAAUGCGUAUGAGCCGACCCGAAAGGAGCUUGAGGAGGAAGAGCUCCGCCUCGCGCGGGAGCGGCAGGAGCGCCGCUCCAAGAUGCUCGACACCUGGAAGAGCCACUCAGGCUACAGCGCCGACAACACGCGGCCACUUCCCGGCGGUGGGCCGCGCUCGAAGCGCAUGAAGGAGGCGGCAACGCUCAAGAACCCCAACUACUACCAGAUCAUCAAGAAAGAGGAGGCGCAGCUCAAGGCGGAGCGCACCGCGUCGUACAAGGCAGACAUGCAGCGGCAGCUGAAGGACAGGGAGGAGUACAUACGCAAGUGGCGCGCGGAUGAAAAGGCGUACGUGACGGCGCUUGUAGAGAAUAGCAAGGAGCAGGCGCGCAAGCUCGAGGAGCGUGAGCGCGAGGAGGCGCGGGCCAACAAGGCGUACAUGGACCGUAUGCGGGAGAGCAACCUGCUCGAGCUGGAGAAGAAGCGGGAGAAGGAGCAGGCGCGGGAGAAGUACGAGCUCUCCCUCCUCCGUACGGUGCAGGAGAGCGAGCGGCGCAAGGCAGAGACAGAUGAGCGUCGUGCCAAGGACCUCAAGCGCAUUAUGCAGAAUGAAAACGAGGAAUACCACCGCACCGUCAUGCAGAGACAUAAGGAGGACAAGGCGCGGGGGGACGCGGAGCUGAGGGCGAUGAUGGAGUACAAUGCCGCCAUCGCUGNCACCGUCAUGCAGAGACAUAAGGAGGACAAGGCGCGGGGGGACGCGGAGCUGAGGGCGAUGAUGGAGUACAAUGCCGCCAUCGCUGAGCGUGAGCAGCAGGAGCAGCAGCAGAAGCGCAACCAGUUCAAGGCGGAAUUUGAGGAGAGCAUCGCCAAACAGAAGGAGUUCCAACGCACACACAACUACGACGAGCCGAUGGAGUCCAUUCGCAAGCGCAACGAAGAGGCCGCGGCGUCUCUCGCGCUCAUCAAGCAGGAGGAACGCCUCCGCGCGGCGGAUCGUCGUCGUGAAUACCGUGAAGACUUAAUGCAGCAAAUCCGCGAGAAACAAGAGUGGGAAUUGACGCACCUUGAGGGUCUUUGA
Trypanosoma grayi is the source of this 1143-nucleotide messenger RNA. RefSeq lists its product as hypothetical. Bases 1 to 1143 code for a protein of 380 amino acids. The record is from RefSeq and is a predicted model, not a curated record. Lineage: Eukaryota; Euglenozoa; Kinetoplastea; Trypanosomatida; Trypanosomatidae. The transcript has a single exon.